AUGGAAGGAAGUUUUACAGCUUUGACAUACUAUCUAAAGGUUGUAGGGCAGGCGGAAUCCCCCCCAAAACAGGCUGACCCUCCUCCAUCAGUGGCAGAUGGACAAUACCAGGAUGAACUCCUUCUUAGAGUAUGCAAUUUGUAACCGUGGGACGGGCGCCUACCACCACUUAGAGCCGAGCUCCCCUUCCUUCCCCUCGUGCUCAGGUAGCCCCGCCAGUGACACUUUGAACGGAGACGGCCGCUUUGGCGUGGGAGGGAGCGCGGCCGCCGCCGCCCACCUCCCCCAGCAGACCCCCGGCUACCACCCUCCCUCGUCCGGCCGCGCCGGGCCCUUCGCGGGCGCUGCCCCGGCCAGCGGGUACCCGGCCCAGAGCGGCGGCCCCGGCUACGGCCACCACCAGCUCUUCCUCGGCCAGCAGGACGCGGACGGGCUGUACUUCCAAGCGGCCGGGUACCCCCCCAGCGCGGCCCCCAACCUCAGCUCGCUGGCAGACACCUACUGCGGGGCGGUGGCGAGCGCGGGGCAGUACCAGCAGCACCACCUUUACGGGCAGGAGCAGCCCAGCUACUUGCCCGGAGUUUACAGCAACCUCUCGCCUUCUUUAAACGAGGAGCAAGACCCCGCGUGCCCCUCCGAGCCGUGUCCCGGCUCCAGCGCCGCGCAGACCUUCGACUGGAUGAGGGUGAAGAGGAACCCGCCCAAGACAGCCAAAGUGUCGGAGUACGGACUGCUGGGCCAGCCCAACGCCAUCCGCACCAACUUCACCACCAAGCAGCUGACGGAGCUGGAGAAGGAGUUCCACUUCAACAAGUACCUCACCCGGGCCCGCAGGGUGGAGAUCGCCGCUACCCUGGAGCUCAACGAAACCCAGGUCAAGAUCUGGUUCCAAAACAGGCGGAUGAAGCAGAAGAAGAGGGAAAAGGAAGGUCUUGCCCCGGCUGCUGCCUCCAGGUCUGCGAAGGAAGCGGGUGAAGCCUCCGAUCAGUCCAACUGCACCUCACCUGAGGCCUCCCCCAGCUCCGUGUCCUCCUGA
Molecule: messenger RNA, 1036 nt
Organism: Myiozetetes cayanensis
Lineage: Eukaryota; Metazoa; Chordata; Aves; Passeriformes; Tyrannidae
Gene: HOXB1
Product: homeobox B1
Exons: 2
Coding region: 98-1036 (312 amino acids)
Biological process (GO): regulation of transcription by RNA polymerase II
Cellular component (GO): nucleus
Molecular function (GO): RNA polymerase II cis-regulatory region sequence-specific DNA binding; DNA-binding transcription factor activity, RNA polymerase II-specific
Source: RefSeq, a predicted model, not a curated record